This is a messenger RNA of Tachyglossus aculeatus (Australian echidna), 5876 nucleotides long. RefSeq names its product von Willebrand factor A domain containing 8 (gene VWA8). The record is from RefSeq and is a predicted model, not a curated record. Lineage: Eukaryota; Metazoa; Chordata; Mammalia; Monotremata; Tachyglossidae. Gene Ontology annotation, molecular function: ATP binding; ATP hydrolysis activity. Gene Ontology annotation, cellular component: cytoplasm. Bases 1 to 5724 code for a protein of 1907 amino acids. The transcript is spliced from 45 exons.
AUGCAGGCGCGGCUGGUGCUCCGGGGGGCCGGAGGGGCCGGAGGGGUCGGGGUCGGCGGGGCCGGGCCCACCUCGGGGCCGGGACGGAGGGUGCGGAUGCUCCUAAGGCAGGUGGCGCGGGGACGGGCCGCCGGGGGCUCCCCCGCCCACACCAGCCGGACAGGAGAUACGGUUAAUAUCGGAGAUGUGUCAUUUAAGCUGAAGGCUCCCAAGAACCCUGAACUUGUACCGAAAAAUUACAUGUCCGACUCCCUGGCUCAGUCGGUGGUCCAGCACCUGAGAUGGAUAAUGCAGAAAGACCUCCUGGGGCAAGAUGUGUUCCUAAUAGGACCCCCCGGCCCUCUUCGCCGCUCCAUUGCCAUGCAAUAUCUGGAGCUGACCAAGCGGGAGGUGGAAUAUGUCGCUUUAUCCAGGGACACAACCGAAACGGAUCUGAAGCAGCGUCGGGAGAUCCGAGCUGGAACUGCUUUUUACAUCGACCAGUGUGCAGUUCGUGCUGCCACAGAAGGUCGGAUCCUUGUCCUGGAAGGAUUGGAGAAGGCAGAACGGAACGUCUUACCCGUGUUGAACAACUUGCUGGAGAACAGGGAGAUGCAACUCGAAGACGGGCGGUUCCUAAUGUCUGCCGAACGCUAUGACAAACUCUUACAGGACCACACUAAAACGGAACUGGACGCUUGGAAGAUUGUUCGAGUUAGUGAGAAUUUCCGAGUAAUUGCUCUGGGUUUGCCAGUGCCCAGGUACACUGGAAACCCAUUAGACCCUCCUCUUCGUUCUCGGUUUCAAGCGAGAGAUGUCUUUUACCUGCCAUUCAAGGACCAGCUUAAAUUAUUAUACUCAGUUGGAUCAAACGUCUCCGCGGAAAGGGUAUCUCAGCUGUUGUCUGUUGCUACCACCCUCUGUUCCCAAGAAUCUUCUAUUCUCGGACUUCCCGAUUUUCCAAUAGAUAGUUUAUCGGGUGCAGUUAAAAUCAUGGAUUCCUUCCCUGCGAUGUCAAUCCACCAUAUAAUCCAGUGGCUCUAUCCUUACAAGAUUUUAUUGAGUCACGAAGGCAAGACAGCGGUGGAAGAUUUAUUAAAGCGAUUUGAAGUCGCGGAUUUGAAAAGCUCCAGUCUCCCCGGCAAGAUUGUGAAGGUGAUUAAAGAUGAAAACUCCAGGUCCCAGGCUGCAGUGACUCUUCAGGUGGCUGAAAGAGAAGUCACUAUCAAGGUACCUUCUGGGACUCAGCCUGUAAGUCGCCAAUCCAAACCAGAGCGUUUCAUAAAAACUUCCAGCCACGAGCAACUCUUGGCCGAAAUGAUGCAGUCUCAUAUGAUUAAGGACAUGUGUUUGAUUGGAGGAAAAGGUUGUGGGAAAACAGUCCUGGCCAAGGAGUUUGCUGAUCUAUUAGGAUACAAAAUUGAACCUAUUAUGCUGUAUCAGGAUAUGACAGCUCGUGAUUUGCUGCAGCACAGAUACACUCUUCCUAACGGAGAUACGGCUUGGCGAUCAUCGCCGCUCGUUACAGCUGCCCUGGAAGGAAAGCUCGCCGUGCUGGACGGCAUUCAUCGAGUCAAUGCUGGCACCCUCGCUGUACUGCAAAGGUUAAUCCAAGACAGAGAGCUGACCCUCUACGAUGGCACUAGGCUGCUGAGGGAAGACCGAUACCAGUGUUUAAAAGAAGAACUUCAGCUGUCCGAUGAGCAGCUCCAGAAGAGGUUCAUCUUGCCCAUCCACUCCUCCUUCAGAAUCGUUGCGUUGGCAGAACCACCCGUCGCAGGGAGUGGCACGCAGCAGUGGCUCGGCCCGGAAUUCCUUACCAUGUUCUUAUUCCAUCACGUCAAGCCCCUUGUGAGAAGCGAAGAGAUACAAGUGAUUAAGGGAAUGGUUCCGAACGCACCUCAGGAUGUGAUAGAGAAAUUAAUGACUUUAACACACAAACUUCGGGCGACUCAAGACCCAACGGCCCAGUCUUUGGCAGCAUCGCUAUCUACACGGCAACUCCUAAGGAUUUCCCGCCGGAUGUCCCAGUAUCCCGACGAAGGGCUUCACAGAGCUGUAAAUAAAGCCUGCUUUUCCAGGUUUUUACCAAGCCUUGCAAGAUCAGCAUUAGAAAAAAAUCUGGCAGAUGCUGGGAUUGCAGAUACCAGCGGAAACGAUAAAGAUUCCGAAGGGAGAGAUUAUCACAGUGAGAUCAAGUCUGGUUGGCUGAAGAUUGGGGCUACUACUGUACCAGUCCAUAACCCCAGUGAAAAAAUGAAAGUGCCUGAUGUUCUGUUUUAUGAAAACGCCCAACACAUGAUUGUGAUGGAGGAUAUGCUGCAAGAUUUUCUCCUGGGAGAACACCUGCUGCUGGUUGGCAACCAGGGUGUGGGAAAAAACAAGAUUGUUGACAGAUUCCUCCAUCUGCUUAACAGACCCAGAGAAUACAUUCAGCUGCACAGAGAUACCACUGUACAAACCCUUACGCUACAGCCCUCCGUGAAAGAUGGCCAUAUCGUGUACGAAGACUCGCCUCUGGUUAAAGCAGUGAAGAUGGGGUACAUCCUGGUCGUGGAUGAGGCCGAUAAAGCUCCAACCAACGUCACCUGUAUCUUAAAAACGUUAGUAGAAAACGGGGAAAUGAUUCUGGCCGAUGGAAGACGCCUCGUCGCUAAUGCCGCUAACGUAGAUGGAAGAGAAAACGUUGUACUAAUUCAUCCUGAUUUUCGGAUGAUAGUUCUGGCCAACAGACCCGGAUUUCCUUUCCUGGGCAAUGAUUUCUUCGGCACUUUAGGUGAUAUCUUUAGCUGCCACGCAGUCGAUAAUCCCAAACCCCAGUCUGAACUGGCCAUGCUCCGACAGUACGGCCCAGAUGUCCCCGAGCAGGUUCUGAAGAAGUUGGUAGAGGCCUUUGGUGAACUGAGGAGCCUGGCGGACCAGGGGACUAUUAACUAUCCCUAUUCCACCCGAGAAGUCGUCAACAUAGUCAAACAUUUACAGAAGUUCCCAUCCGAAGGGCUUGCCAAUGUGGUUCGGAACGUGUUUGACUUCGAUUCCUACAACAGUGAGAUGCGUGAGAUUUUGAUUAGCACCUUACACAAAUACGGAAUACCAGUUGGCGCACGACCUUCCACCGUUCAGCUGGCUAAGGAGUUACCAUUGCCAGAUCAGACAUUUAUGGGCUACUGGACAAUCGAUCAUUCGGAAAACGGAAAGCAAAACCUUCUGUCUCCAGCAGAAACUCGUCGCGUAGACAUAAAGGGUCCAGUAUAUCUGGUCUUCCAGAACUAUCCAGUCGAGAGGCAUGAAGGACGAGCCCUCAGUUUUACCGAAGAAUGUGCUUCCUGGAGGCUGCCUUUGGAUGAGAUUAAUUUAGUCUGCGACGUCGCCGUAGCACAAGAAGGGGAGACCAGCACUCUGUUUGUGGCCACCUGCAAUCCGGUGUGUUUGUAUUUUAUGAACACGAGCGGAGGCAGCGGUCACCUGGUGGACUUCUACGAUCUGUUUCCGAGGACAGCCCGAGGAAUAUGGCACCCGUUUGUCACCGUAGCCCCCCUGGGGGGGCCCCUCAAAGGACAGGUGAUCCUGCACGAACAGGAGAGUAAUACCAUUUUACUGUUGGAUACGACCAGCCGAGCCCUUCGCCGUCUCAGCCUCCUUUCAGAAGAUGAACGCGCCCCCAAGAGAGCUUUCUGGUGGGGUAACAAGGAGGAAUCGGAAACGUACAAGAUGUGUAAAGAGUUUUCACACCAAAACUGGCUGGUAUUCUACCAAGAGACAGGAAGUAGCCUCAUCGUGCUGGAUGUUCUGGAGGGACAAACUCAUACCAUCUCACUUCCCAUCAAACUCAAGUCAGUGUUCCUGGUGGCUGAAGACCGGUGGCUUCUGCUGGAAAGCAAAACCAAUCAGAAAUUUCUUUUAACUAAGCCAACCCACUCGCAAUCCAGAGAGAGUGCGGCAUGCCAACUGUAUGUGUUGAAGCAGGAGCCUGCGAGCACAGGAUUUGGAAUGACAGCAGAGUCAGAACUCAAGAUGCCACAUAAAGUUUCCAGUGGACCGCUAACUUCAGAAAACCUAAGUUCAGCUUUGGGACAAAAGAUCACUUCUCCCAAUCGGAUUCUCUGCGACGAGGAUAGCUACGCUACUAUAAUUGUUGGUUUUCCUGAUCUAAUGUCUCCCAGCGAGGUUUAUACCUGGAAGAGAGGGCGGCGUCUAGACAGCCAGCCUCCAUCUGAUUCAACUUUCUAUGGAGGACAAAGUAAAAGCGGAGCUCCAAAGCAGCGCAAUUGUGUUCUUCUAGUAAAUACCAACCAGGUGGUGAGAAUUUUGCCCCCCGGAGACGUCCCUAUCAAAGAAAUCUACAAAAAAGAUGUCACUCCUCCGAUGACAGCCGGGUAUUUGGAAGUCACAGAUCUUCACGCCAAGAAACUCCGAUACAUCCCUAUCCCCAGGGCCGAGUCACUGUCUCCGUACACAUCCUGGCUGUCCACGAUUUCAGACGCGGACGCGCUGGUGACCGAAUGGGGCAGGGACGGUGUCGUUACCGUGGAUAUGGGGGGAAGAGUCAGGCUUUGGGAAACCGGGCUCGAAAGCCUUCACCGCUCUCUCCAGGAAUGGAGAAACAUGAUUGGAGACGAGGAUGAGAAACAUAUGCAGAUAACCAUCAACCGAGACAGUGGCGAAGAUGUGAGCUCACCGAAACACGGGAAGGAAGACCCAGACAACGUGCCCCACGUGGGUGGCAAUACCUGGGCUGGUGGGACAGGUGGCAGAGAUACCGCAGGCCUGGGGGGCAAAGGAGGCCCUUAUCGGCUGGAUGCCGGCCAUGAUGUGCACCAGGUGUCCCAGGCCGAGAAAGAUGCCGUCCCCGAGGAGGUGAAGAAAGCUGCCCGGGAGAUGGGCCAGAAGGCGUUUAAGCAGAGAUUAAAGGAAAUCCAGAUGAGCGAAUACGAUGCGCAAACCUACGAGAGAUUUUCCGGCGCCGUCCGGCGGCAGGUACACUCCCUGCGGGUCAUCCUGGAUAAUUUGCAGGCCAAGGGUAAAGAAAGACAGUGGCUGAAACACCAAGCGACUGGGGAAUUAGACGAUGCCAAGAUAAUCGAUGGUUUGACGGGAGAAAGGGCAAUCUACAAACGGCGGGGAGAACAGGAGCCAGAACUCGGCAGUCCCCAGCAGAAACCCAAGCGUUUGCGCCUGGUAGUGGACGUUUCCGGAAGCAUGUACCGCUUCAACGGCGUGGAUGGACGACUGGAGCGUUCCAUGGAGGCCGUCUGCAUGGUCAUGGAGGCCUUCGAGAACUAUGAGCAGAAAUUCAAGUAUGACAUUGUUGGGCACUCCGGAGAUGGCUACAACAUCGACUUGGUUCCAGAGAAUAAGAUUCCCAAGGACAAUAAGCAAAGACUAGAGAUUCUGAAGGUGAUGCACGCCCACGCCCAGUUCUGCAUGAGCGGUGACCAUACCCUGGAAGGGGCCGAGCACGCCAUCAAAGAGAUCGCCAAGGAAGAGGCCGACGAGUACUUCGUCAUCGUCCUGAGCGAUGCCAACCUGGAGCGCUACGGCAUUCGUCCCGCAAGGUUUGCCCAAGUCCUGACGGUCAAUCCCCAAGUGAACGCGUUCGCCGUAUUCAUCGGAUCCUUGGGAGAUCAGGCGGCAAGGCUUCAGAGAACUCUCCCGGCAGGGCGCUCUUUUGUUGCCAUGGACACCAAGGACAUUCCCCAGAUUUUGCAACAGAUCUUCACAUCUACCAUGUUGUCAAGUGUCUAAGAAGUGCCCUUUUUGUACCAGUUAGCCUAAUGAGUGCAGAAUGAAGUUAAAAUCAAAAGAAAGACUGCCCUGAAAGGAACUCCGACUCCUAAGACAAGAGGAAUUCCGGAAUGACAAUCGAACACUUUAAUGCUUAUGUUCUCCAAUCCCUU